GUCACUGUGAACGACAUGCAGUACGGACCCUUCGCUAACGGCACGGCGUGUGAUGCAGAUGACGGUGCUGUAUGCAUUAAGAACUACGGGGCGACGCUUAUUUCUGUGUGGUCGCUUGCCCGUGCGCUGGACCCCGCCGUGCCCGUGCUGUUCCCCGCCGUGACCCCGUCGAUGCGGUACACGGAGCCCGGUAGCUGGCUGACGACGGCGCAGCUGAUCGGCAUCAUCGUCGGCGUGGUGCUUCUGGUCACCAUCAUUGUGGCUGUUGUGGCUGUGGUGGUGCACUUACGCCGCGACUCGCGUAACAACGCGAAUGCGCCGAAGGAGCCGACAGACCCCGUGACGCUCGUGUUCACCGACAUCGAGAGCAGCACGGCGCUGUGGGCCGCACUUCCCGAGGCGAUGUCCGACGCUGUGGCGACGCACCACCGGCUGAUCCGCGCGCUUGUCGCGAAGUACCGCUGCUACGAGGUGAAGACGGUUGGCGACUCGUUCAUGAUAGCGUGCAAGAGUGCGUUUGCCGCCGUGCAGCUUGUGCGUGAGCUGCAGCAGGUGUUUCUGCAGCACGCGUGGGGGACGAGUGUGCUCGACGACGAGUACCUAAAGUUCGAGGAGAGCCGGGCGGAGGAGGGGGCGGAGGGGUACGUGCCGCCGACAGCGCGCCUGGACGCCGCUGUGUACCGGCAGUACUGGAACGGUCUGCGGGUGCGUGUGGGGGUGCACACCGGGCUGUGUGACAUCCGGCGCGACGAGGUGACGAAGGGGUACGACUACUACGGCGACACGGCGAACAUGGCGGCGCGCACGGAGAGCGUGGGGAACGGCGGGCAGGUGCUGCUGACGCGUGCGGCGUACAUGGCUCUGAGCACGGCAGAGCGGGAGGAGGUGGAUGUGACUGCGCUGGGCGCGGUGGCGCUGCGCGGGGUGCCGCGGCCCGUGGAUAUGUACCAGCUGGACGCCGUGCCCGGGCGCACCUUUGCGGCGCUGCGGCUGGACCGAGAGGCGGCGGAGUUUGACGGCAAUUGCGAUGCUACGUCAGGCAGUGACGAGGCCUCUGCGUCCACCGCAAUGAGCGGCGUCUCGCACACCAUCAUGACUGUGUUGGCUUUGCUGUUUGGCACCUUUUUGGCCCCGCUGCGGCUGAAGAUGCUGCGUCCUCUGUGCGAGCGGUGGAGGGUCAGUGUGCCGCGCGAAGUCGGGGCGACGCAUGAGGAGGAGGCGUGCCGCGUGGCGAUGGAGCUUCUGGCGUCUAAGAUGGGUCGAGUGAUGGAGAAAAGUGUCCGUAGACUUUCAGCUGGGUGCGAUCUGCAUACAGAAGGCAAGCGGUUUAUGUCUGUCUUUCAGAGUAGCGAUUUGCCGCACUUAUUCAACACCGCUGUUGAGAAGGAGGGCCGCUCGUGGGGCGUCCGUCGCACAGCGGUUUGUGGCGAGCGUCUUUAUCCCAGACGAAGGAGGAGUACUCGGAGAUGGAGGACUCGGAUGCCAUCAUCCACGUUUCUAGGCACGUGUAGCCGCGGUGUGCGGUGCGGCGUGCUGCUGCUGCGUGUGUGGGCCGGCCCUCGUGCCUCCCGCCUUUUAAAUAAAUUAAUUUGA
Molecule: messenger RNA, 1593 nt
Organism: Trypanosoma rangeli
Lineage: Eukaryota; Euglenozoa; Kinetoplastea; Trypanosomatida; Trypanosomatidae
Product: receptor-type adenylate cyclase
Exons: 1
Biological process (GO): cyclic nucleotide biosynthetic process; intracellular signal transduction
Source: RefSeq, a predicted model, not a curated record